Messenger RNA from Megalops cyprinoides (Indo-Pacific tarpon), 1828 nucleotides. RefSeq names its product ribosomal protein S6 kinase related b (gene rskrb). NCBI's taxonomy places the organism in Eukaryota, Metazoa, Chordata, Actinopteri, Elopiformes, Megalopidae. Gene Ontology annotation, biological process: protein phosphorylation. Gene Ontology annotation, molecular function: ATP binding; protein serine/threonine kinase activity. The transcript is spliced from 12 exons. The record is from RefSeq and is a predicted model, not a curated record. The coding region runs from base 250 to 1566 and encodes 438 amino acids.
AUGCGAGCAGUUUUAACCGAAUAAAGCAUCACGGAGUCCAGCUAAACUAUCAACAGAAUGUAGUUUGGAAGAUGUAGCAAAACGUCUUUAUAGUUGAUAGUGCGAUGGAGAAGAUGAUUUUCUUGAAUAUGGGUAGCGUACCGUUGUUUCUGUAGUUCAGAACUAAGACAAAAUGCUGCCGAGUUACGAGGUAAUGGAUGGCCGUUAUGGAGUCCAGAGAGUUGAAAACAUAACCAACCAAAGAAUGUGAUGGGGGCUGAUGGCAGUAAAAACAACAAGAAGCAGGCUCCGUCAGGGGAGGGGCGAUUCUCCUCUGGAUUGCGGGGAUUCCUGUCCAGCAUGGGGAUUUCCGUGCCUUCGGGACUGUGCCACCUGACCCCCCUCCGGCUGGGCACGCGACACAUGAUCCAGGACAGAGGGGCAGCCAUCCCCGAUGAUCACGUGGCUCCGCCCUUUUUGCCCGGUCCUGAGAAGCUCCGCAUGGAGUGGUCCCUCCCGGGCUUCAUCUCCAUGUUCCUCCCCGAGUUCCCACACCGCAACCUCCCAGGACAUGAGCACUUCCAGGUCCUGGGCUAUAUAGCCAAAGGUUCCUAUGGUCCUAUUCUGAAGGUGAAGGACAAGUCUAAGCAGAAGACAUACGCUGUGAAGGUUAUUCCCAAAUCUGAGGUCUUAAAACAAGGAAUACUAGAGCAGUCGAAAGAAGAGGUCAUCAUUCAGCGCCAGGUGCGACACCCUUUCCUCCACGAUCUGCAGGACUGCUGGCAGACCCAGCGCCACCUCUUCAUUAUGUGUGACUACUGCGGCACUGGGGAUCUGUACACCUACUGGACGAUGAUCGGGCGGUUCGAGGAGGACGCGGUGCGGGUGUUUGCCGCAGAGUUGGGCUGUGCUCUGGGGUUCUUGCAUGACUUUGGGAUCAUUCACAGGGAUGUAAAGAUGGAGAAUGUCCUCUUGACUGACAAAGGGCACCUUCGUCUGGCUGACUUUGGGUUGUCCCGGCGCCUGGAGCGUGGAGGAAGGGCCUUCACCAUCUGUGGAACAAUUCAGUACAUGGCCCCUGAAGUUCUGAGUGGGGGUCCCUACAACCACGCAGCUGAUUGGUGGUCCCUGGGUAUUAUGCUCUUUGCAUUGGCUACAGGAGAGUUCCCCCUGCCUGCGGAGCCUGACCACUGCAGCAUGCUGAGGAAGGUGCGCAGCUGCCCCUAUGAGAUGCCCAAAACCUUCAGCCCGCCCCUGGCCCUGCUGCUCACAGAGCUCCUGUGCAAGACCCCGGUACGGCGCCUUCGCACCCUGGAGCGCUUCGAGAGGCAGACAUUUUUCCGCUGCACCUCCUUCGACUCCCAGCUGCUGCAGAAGAUGCCCAUGGAGCUGAUCUUGGAGCUGAAGGAUCACCCUGACCGGCCGGCCAAAGCGAGAAGGGGCCUGACCCUCGAAACCAUCCAGAACUUCGACUGCGACCUCCUGAGCUCCCCCCUCAGCCCCACACAACUGUCCCCGACCCUGCUCAACUUCGACGUGAGCCGGGCCCUCACUCAGGGCAGCUCCAACAACGAGGUCUUCGUGUAAGCCGGCAACAGCCUGUGAUAGUUGAAUCACUGAGACGUUCCCGCCCUGAAUUUUGCUGUGAUCUCUCAAGAAGAUGCCUGAGUUUGAAGGAGUUCUGUGUAAGAAUUUCACACACUCCAAAGUUGCUGCUUUGGCAUUCUACCGUGGUGUUCCUCUUUUGGCUACCCUGCCCUCCUCUGAGUGACUGGUCAAUAUGGCACCUUGUGGUUGGACAUCACCAGGGGUGGGUGGAGGUCACCGACUAUGACAUGUUGCUAGAGAU